Pteronotus mesoamericanus is the source of this 834-nucleotide messenger RNA. It is a transcript of the gene CCDC197, whose product is annotated as coiled-coil domain containing 197. NCBI's taxonomy places the organism in Eukaryota, Metazoa, Chordata, Mammalia, Chiroptera, Mormoopidae. The transcript has 6 exons. The coding region runs from base 1 to 834 and encodes 277 amino acids. The record is from RefSeq and is a predicted model, not a curated record.
AUGGCCCUCAUCCUCCAAGAGCAGCCUGGGACGGGGAGGGCAGUGCCAGUGGCUGUGGACGCAGGCCAGGGGGCUGGCCGGAGCGACUCUGGUGACAAGAACACAUACCUGCAGGUGCUGAUGAAGGAACUCUGCCGGCUUCAGGCCAGGCAUAGAAAACUGAAGAGAGAGGUCGAGAAGCACAAGCUUUUUGAAGACUACCUGAUUAAGGUCCUUGUGAAAAUCCCCAAGGGCUACAGUGACAGGGAGGAGCCGGAGGAGGCCCAGAAGGAGGGUCUGGUGGAGGCCCUGGUGGAGCACUAUGGGAAGCUCUUCGCUGUCAGCCAGGACAUCCAGAAGCAUCUCCAGGCCUUCUCCAAGAUGAACCAGGCCGCCCACCGGAGCCUGGAGUCCCUAACGGAGAGCCACAGAGCUCUUAUCCUGAGACUCAAGAUCCAGCUGUGUCAGCUGCAGAAGAGGUGCCACCACGGGCAGAGGCAGCAGGGGCAGUCAGAACAAGAUGUCACCUACCAGGAAGACACAGGCAGCUGUCACAACCAGCUGCUCAACUACGUGCAAAAGGCCAUCAACAGCAUGGCCCAGCAGUGCUGCUCCUCCACCCGUGUUGUGCCCAAGAGCAUGGGCCUCUUCUCCAAGCUGGACCUGAUUCAGGAAUUUAUGUUGGACAAAAUGGAGACUGUGAAAUUUAUCUCACUGCUCAUGGACCCCAGGACAUGCCAGUCAGGGGACAGCCACGAGGGCCAGCAGUGCAGACAGCACCCCAGACCCUUUGAGAAACGUCCAAGGAGCCAAGGUUUAACCCCAAGGACGCCCUUUCCCGGCACCUGGACUUGA